CGUUCGCCCUCCUCCUCCUCUCAAGCUUGGGCCAUGGCGGAUGCGGCCGGCUCGGGCGGGCGCUCCAAAGUGGCGCCCAGCGUGGAUUUCGACCACAGCUGCUCGGACAGCGUCGAAUACCUGACUCUGAACUUCGGGCCCUUCGAGGCCGUGCACCGGUGGCGCCGCCUCCCGCCCUGCGACGAGUUCGUCGGGGCUCGCCGCAGCAAACACACCGUGGUCGCCUAUCGAGACGCCAUCUACGUCUUCGGCGGGGAUAAUGGGAAAACCAUGUUGAAUGACCUAUUGAGAUUUGACGUGAAGGACUGUUCUUGGUGCAGGGCUUUUACUACAGGGACUCCUCCAGCACCCAGGUAUCACCAUUCAGCAGUAGUCUAUGGAAGCAGUAUGUUUGUAUUUGGUGGCUAUACUGGAGACAUCUAUUCCAAUUCCAAUCUGAAGAAUAAAAAUGAUCUUUUUGAAUACAAGCUUGCAACUGGUCAGUGGACUGAGUGGAAGAUUGAAGGAAGAUUACCUGUUGCCCGGUCAGCUCAUGGUGCAACAGUCUAUAGUGACAAAUUGUGGAUCUUUGCAGGAUAUGAUGGGAAUGCGCGACUCAAUGACAUGUGGACCAUUAGUUUACAAGACAGGGAUUUAACUUGUUGGGAAGAGAUUAAGCAAACGGGUGAGAUUCCUCCUUCGUGUUGCAAUUUUCCUGUAGCUGUUUGCAAAGAGAAGAUGUUUGUCUUCUCUGGUCAGAGUGGAGCAAAGAUCACCAAUAAUCUUUUUCAGUUUGAAUUCAAGGAAAAAAUUUGGACAAGAAUUCCGACUGAGCAUUUACUCCGGGGCUCUCCUCCUCCCCCACAGCGGAGAUAUGGUCACACAAUGGUUGCCUUUGAUCGCCAUCUCUAUGUGUUUGGUGGCGCGGCGGACAACACAUUGCCUAAUGAACUUCACUGCUAUGACGUAGAUUCUCAGACAUGGGAAGUUAUCCAGCCAAGCCCAGAUAGCGAGCUACCAACUGGAAGACUUUUUCAUGCUGCAGCAGUCAUCUGUGAUGCAAUGUACAUCUUUGGUGGAACAGUGGAUAACAACAUUAGGAGUGGAGAAAUGUAUAGAUUUCAGUUUUCUUGUUAUCCCAAAUGCACUUUACAUGAUGACUAUGGAAGACUGUGGGAAAACAGGCAAUUCAGUGACCUGGAAUUUGUUCUUGGAGAGAAGGAAGAAAGAGUGCGAGGACAUACAGCCAUUGUCACAGCCCGGUGUAAGUGGCUCAGGAAGAAAAUUACACAGGCAAGAGAGAGAUUGAAGCAGAAAUCUAAGCAAGAUGUUGACGAAGAAGAAGGGACACCCCAGGUGGAGACAGCAGGCAACAAUGUCAAGCUGUGCCGCCUGCAGCCGCUGCUGGAGGUGACCAUCCGGGAAGCUGAAGCCCAGCCUUUUGAGGUGCUCAUGCAGUUCCUGUACACCGACAAAAUCAAAUACCCACGCAAAGGGCAUGUGACAGAUGUAUUGCUAAUCAUGGAUGUGUACAAAUUGGCCCUUAACUUCAAACUCUCACGAUUGGAACAGCUGUGUGUCCAGUAUAUUGAGGCCUCGGUCGAUCUGCAGAAUGUGCUUGUUGUGUGCGAAAAUGCGAACAAACUUCAGUUAGAUCAGCUAAAGGAACACUGCCUGAAUUUUGUAGUAAAAGAAUCACACUUUAAUCAAGUAAUAAUGAUGAAAGAAUUUGAACACCUUUCCUCAGCUUUGAUCGUGGAGAUAGUACGAAGAAAACAGCAACCUCCACUUCGGACACAUUCCGAUCAGCCUCUUGAUAUUGGAACCUCAUUGAUUCAGGAUAUGAAGGCCUAUCUGGAAGGUGCUGGACUAGAAUUCUGUGAUAUAACUCUACUCUUAGAUGGUCACCCAAGACCAGCUCAUAAAGCUAUUCUUGCAGCCCGCUCCAGUUACUUUGAAGCUAUGUUUCGUUCUUUUAUGCCAGAAGAUGGGCAAGUUAAUAUUUCAAUAGGUGAGAUGGUUCCAAGCAAACAAGCAUUUGAGUCUAUGCUAAGAUAUAUUUAUUAUGGUGAAGUGAACAUGCCUCCUGAAGAUUCUCUCUACCUCUUUGCUGCCCCUUAUUAUUAUGGAUUCUACAAUAACCGACUCCAGGCAUAUUGUAAGCAGAACCUGGAAAUGAAUGUUACUGUGGAAAACGUGCUCCAGAUUUUAGAGGCAGCUGACAAGACCCAGGCUCUGGAUAUGAAGAGACACUGCCUGCAUAUCAUUGUUCACCAGUUCACCAAGGUUUCGAAACUGCCAAAUCUUCGGUCCCUCAGUCAGCCUCUCUUACUUGACAUCAUAGAAUCAUUAGCAAAUCACAUAUCAGAUAAGCAAUGUGCUGAACUUGGCUCAGAUAUCUAAGAUUUCCCAUAUUCUUCAUAUUGCACUUUUUCUUCAAGAGAUGGCACUUUUCCUACCUGUACCACCAGUCUCUGUCUAACCUUUGUUACCAUUCCACGUUGAUCUGGUGAAGAAUGUCCUCAAAGCAUGGAAACCUUUGAAUGUGUGAAAGGUAAAUUUGAACCUGAACCUGACCACAGGGAUGCAAAGAGAAGAUGGAUGAUACAACAGUUCUCAGGCAUGUUGGCACUACUAAGAAACAAGCCUGAUAGAAAUAUUUACUUAACUUUAUUACUGAUAAUGCCUCUUUGAUUCUUUGUCCUUGAGAGCAUCACAUUUGAACCAUGACAAGAUGGUUUUAUCCAAACACAGAAGUUGCUUCCUUUUCCCAUCAGUACACUUCUGAUGCCUGACACAAUUCCAUUUAAUCAGGUGGAUUAAGAUACAGAAGCUGAAGGAAAAACGAUUCAGUGCCUGAUGUUUUCAGGUAAUUAUGAAUGCAGUGGAGCAGCCAAAACUGUGUUCUGCUUCUCCGUCAGUGUAACAAGUCACUACAUGGAGCAUCUGUUGACAAGGUGCAUCCAGCAUAUAUUUGUUAAGUCGUAGAUGUUUUUCCUUUCCCAGCAUCUAAGCAGAUGUCACCAAAGACUUUUCGAAACAAUGUUAUCCCUUUCAUUGUGUCUGUUUAUAGUUUAAAGGUUGAAUAUACUUUCUGAAAAGCAGAGUGGCAAAGAAAUGCAAAUGUAUAUUGGAAUGUGGUGUGCUCUUGAAAGCCUUUGAUGCAAUCUUUUAAUUAGGGAACAUUAAUGCCUGAUACUUUGCACACUUACCGGUAAGUUCUCAGUAUAGCUUGAAACAUUCACAUAGAAAUUGAUCAAAUAAAAGUUGUCUCCUUGUU
This is a messenger RNA of Lacerta agilis (Sand lizard), 3259 nucleotides long. RefSeq names its product leucine zipper like transcription regulator 1 (gene LZTR1). Gene Ontology annotation, molecular function: protein binding. The transcript has 20 exons. Gene Ontology annotation, cellular component: Golgi apparatus. The record is from RefSeq and is a predicted model, not a curated record. Lineage: Eukaryota; Metazoa; Chordata; Lepidosauria; Squamata; Lacertidae. The coding region runs from base 34 to 2382 and encodes 782 amino acids.